GCAAAAAGGAAACGGCGGGCAGGUUUGAAAACGCACUGACUUAUUUACCUUGCCAGCAGCCCCAGGGCGUGAGCUCGAGUUUACGCUACUCUUCUUGCUACCAUAGUCCACGAAAUACCUUCUGGAUAAACGGGAACCAAUGAAUGAUACGUUACAAUAAUUUUCUUGAUUGAAAACUUGUUUACUGGUGACUCUUAAGGCUUUAUCUUAUAAAAACGUGAGUACAAUAACGAUACGGCCUAUUUAUUUCUGUAUCACGUGUUACAUGCCAAACUACAUAGGGUCUAAUGAAUCAGAUAUCAAGUAUUCUAUAAAACCCAUUUAAAAGGUCUCGGCAACAGUAACAUCCGAUAGUAUAAUAAGCAAGAUUACUUCUUAGUUAGAAUUGAGAGAUGUAAUCUAAACACAGUAUACUGGCUACUGAGUACAGCUAUCCUUCAAUUACUUAGGUAACUUUCUAUUUUAUAUAAUAAAAGAUUGGUUUUUUUUGUUUUUUCUUGCGUACGACCAAAUUCACGGAAAAUCUUUAAGACCAAAUAAUCCUGUUUUGAUAGAGUAUGGUGAAGUUAUGAUGACAAAGUAUUUGACAUCAAGCGUCUGCGGGGAGUAGCUUGAACCAGCUGUAGGCUGUGCUAUAUUCUCUAAUAAUUAUGUUGUUUUUCGCUUGUUUAUUUUUCACACUUUUUACUUUAGUAUCAAAGAAUCUUCUUUGUUCUAUCGGCUUCCGCCAACCGAGUCCUUACUUUCCUGUCAUAAAUGAAGCUAAGUAGCUUUCCGCCGUCAUCAGGAGUCGCUGUUCAGCCGAAUGUACGAUGUUUAGUCGGGUUGUAUGGAUCUCUUAAGGAUUCCAGUCUUGAAAACCUCAAUCGACUAGUAGAAGAAGAUCGAGAUGAACAAGAGAUUUUGCGAUAUGCAAUAAGUCACGCAGAGUCUGAUGAGGUCCGAUUUUUAGUUGGAUCUCAGUCUCUGAAGCCACAAGGUAGUCAGAUCACUUUGGUAACACUCGUGGAGUCAUUAGAUAUCGACUUGAAAAAACAGACUUUUGCACAUCCAAAUGGAGAGGUUACUUCAUUAGUUACAUUGGCAUCUAAACCAGAUUGCUUUAUAUCAGUGUCAGCAUCAUAUUCAAAUGAACGACCAGAGCUUCGUAAUUGUGCUCGACUUUGGAGAAUACCUAAUCUUAACGAAACUGUGUUGGACGAUGCGAUGAUUGAAUCAAAUCUAUCGAAAUCACCAGUAGAUAACAAUAAUUCAUCUACACCGAAUAAUUUAUUGGAUUAUAUAACUACACUACCAUUAGAUAAAUAUCAUAGCAUCAAAAGGAUUACAUCACAUCCGUCUAGUACGUGCUCUGAUUUAGCCUGUGUUGUCGGACCACCUGUCGAAAUGCCUGGUUCAGCUGCUUAUUCUUCCCUUGUAACUACUGCAACAACAAGCUAUUUAGUCAUACUUCAAGCUCCAUCAUAUUCAAACUCUAGUGAUUAUCAAAUUAGCACAAGUGUACAGUUAUAUUUACCACCCUCAUCUCCAAGUGAUAGUUUACGUACAAAUAUGAAGUCAUCAACUAGUUGUUCAUCGACUAUUGCAUCACCUAACGCUAUUCGUUGGUCUCCACAUGAACAUUCAAAUCAACUUGCGAUAGCUUUUGAUAAUGGUAUAUUAGGAUGGGAUGUUCGAUGUAUGAAGCCUAGUUUCUGGAUGGAAAAUGCCCAUUGGCCAUGUGUCAGAGACAUUGAUUACAAUCCUCAUCGUCCUAAUCUGUUAGUAUCUGGUGGAGACGAUGGAAUCAUGAGACUUUGGGAUCUUCGCUAUUUACGCACAAGAUAUCGCUGCCUGUCUACUACUGCCACUGUUUCAGCAAAAAACACAGCUAUUCCAAAUGCAUCUGAAAGGAUUAUGCAAUAUGGCACGGAACCAACUGUUCAGCCUUUGUUCGCAAUAACAUCUCACUCUCAUUGGAUUUGGUCAGUACGCUAUCAUCCUACACGAGACCAACUUGUUCUCUCUUCAGGAAGUGAUGGUCGUGUUUGUCUAUACAACUUACCUAGUUAUUCGUCCGAUGCUCUUCUUAGUAGUGACAUGAAUCAACAGUCGACUAAUGGUCAAAUAGAGUUUCAAGAUGAACCUGAUGACCAUUCGUCUUGUUCUCAUGAAGAUGAAAUUGGCAGAAACGAAGACGGUUUAAUCGCUCGUUUAGAACAACAUGAAGAAAGUGUAUAUACAGCUGAGUGGAGUCCAGUAGAUGCAUGGUAUUUUGCAUCUAUCAGUUAUGAUGGCAAUUUUCUUAUAAAUCGUGUUCCAGACCAAAUCAAAUUAAAUAUUUUAUUACAAUCCAAUGAUUAUUAAAUUAUUUGUAUUUGUUUUCUCUGCAUCCUAGUUAUUGCCUUUAUCUUUUUUGCAUUUUGUUCUUUUUUCUUUACAACACUUAAAUUAAUUUGGCUGUGAUAAUUAUUUGGUCAACUUGUGUAUCAAUCUCACUAAUAAAUACGGAUGUUUAUUGACAAGUAACAAUUAGUUUUUUC
Molecule: messenger RNA, 2522 nt
Organism: Schistosoma rodhaini
Lineage: Eukaryota; Metazoa; Platyhelminthes; Trematoda; Strigeidida; Schistosomatidae
Source: the annotation of a GenBank genome assembly